GCUGGCACCGCCUCCGCCGGCACCGAGAGCGGGUCGCUGCGGCGGGGGCAGCCCCGCCUCUGCCGUGCGGCGUUGCCAUGGGUGGAAAAGCCGGGGUGUUGUCACGUGCUCUCCCUAGUAAAAGAAUCAUGGGAUGGUUUGAGCCGGAAGGAACCUUAAAGAUCGUCUCGUUGCUGCCCUCCUCUGAUUGGGGGCAUCUUGUUUGCGAUAGGUAGCGUUGCUUGUUUAUUUCCCGAUGGCAUUGUCAAACUCAGUCACUACUUGUCUUUCUCCACCUGUGCAUUAUGUGAUUUGCAAACUUGGAUUUGAAAAAGAAGACAUCUAUGAUAUUAGUAACAUUUUGUCUGAAAAUGGUGAAAUACUUUGGCAAGCUGUUACAAAGCAUGUGUGUUACCUUGAAUCAGAUCAAAGUGUGGAUUAUAUCAAAAGCAUACGAUCCUUAGGACCUGUAUGUGAAUCUGUUAAUUUGCACUUCAAAUCUCUGACCAAGGAGCAAUUUGUAAUUCAGUAUGCGUUGUGGUUCCACUGGACAAACUAUGCAGAGUUAUUUCUUGAAGUAUUUGAGGUUCUACAAUAUUCACAAACUACAGAAGUUGCUCUUGGCUUAAUGAAACUAACAUCAUGCAUGGAGCGAGCCUUGGGUGAUGUAUAUUUGCUGAUCGGUAAAGAUUGCCCCUUCCUUCUAAGAGACUUGCUUGCCUCUGAGGAACUUGCAGUUGUCUUUGGACUACCUGUAAUGAAUGUACUGAAGGUAUUCAUUGGAUCUCCAUAUGGUCUGAAUCUUCGUAAUGUUUUGUGGCAUGGGUUUGCAUCCCCACAAGAAAUUCCUGCAAAAUAUUGUGCUAUGCUGCUUUUUUUAACUGCAGGAUUGGGUCAGUUGUUACAGACAUAUCUUCUGAAAACUCAAUGCAUUUUAGUGCAUCGACCUUAUAUGAUCUUCGUUAGCUUAGAGGAGCUUGUUGUAUUUCCAGAUCUUAAUCAUGAAACACUUUCCUUAGCUGAAGAGCUAGUAGAACUGUCCAGUUUUGUUUUAAAAACAAUGUUACCAUUUUGGAUGGCCGCUUUAACAGCUUUCAAGCAGAGCAGAUAUGCUGACUGUGUGAUUCUCUUACUUCCUCAGCUGGAGGCUGGACUUAGAUUGCUCUUCACUACUACUAAUAAAUGUCCAAAUCGAUUGCUAACAGCUGAGCCUUCCGCUCUCUACACCACUUUUGAUGAGAUGCUAGCAAAGCAUUUGGAUAAUGAAGAAGUCAACCAACUUCCUGCAGUUCUUGAAGAACCUGCCAUGGAAUUUCUUUGGGAUUUCUUGAACCAUCAGGAGGGUCCACGUAUAAGAGAUCGUUUAAGCCAUGGAGAGAUCAAUCUAGAAGCAUUUCCCAGAGAAGUAGCUAAUCAGGUAGUUGCAUUUGCAAUUACUCUUCUCUGCAGAUUCUCAGAUGAGGACGUGUUUGCUUUUAAGGAACACACGGUCAUAAAACCACUGAUGAACUGUGCACAUUGCUACCGUUCUCGAUUUCAUCCAAUUUCCCGACUCAAGAAACAGGUGCUGGAAUGUAUAAAGAGCAUUCACUUAUGGCCUGAAUUGCCAACGGUGCCUGAGGACCAAGUUCCAACAAUUAAAGGGUUGGAAGGAAAUGCUGAAUCUAAUAAUUUAAUUUUGAUGAUAUAUGAAAUUAUAUCUCAAUUGCGGCAAUAUAUGCCCCAGAAUUGCUGUAGUUCAGAUGACCUAAUCAACAGUGUCCUGACGGAGAGACUGUUGAUUGAACUUUGUGAUAUGCGUAUGUGCACACUUUAUGCUCCGAGACCUGUUCUGGAAAUAGUUGCGGUACUCCGUAAAGUAACAACACAGUGCCAUCAAGUGUCUGAACAAGUUAUUGCCAGCGCUGAGUUGAGAUACAAGCAGUGGAUGAACAAGACUCUACGUUCUCGCCAGAGGCAUAACUAUCUGCGAAUGUUAAACAGCAUUAAAUUUUUGUCGCCGGUAUUGCGGCUCAUCUUGGUGUUGAUUACUCUGGAACUAGUCAACAUUCAUUUGGUUUGUAAGAAGACUCCUUUUGAUUAUCAGAAGUAUCUAAAGUUUUUGAAGUCAGUCUUGCAGUAUACUGAGAACUUGGUGACAUACACAAGCCUCGAGAAAAACAAGUGGGAGGAAACCAUGGAACUUGCAAACAAGGCUUUGAUGAAAAUCAGAAAAAUCCUUGACAGAAAGCUAACAUUAGUACAGCUAGCUACAUAAAUUAAGUAGUUUUAAGAUUAUUUGAGCAUCAUUAUAUCUUAAGAGUUCUGGUGUCCUCAAAUUUGACAAGUGUAAUUCAAAGACAAACUUAAUCACUUAUUGUCAAGUUUGGGCUGCAAAAGUUAGUCUUUUUCUUAGAAGGUGGCUGUUGAGACUGGAGGUGAGUAAUCAAGCUUCCAAACAAUGGACUGUUUACCAAAUCCAGUGAAAAAGAUUGACUAUGAGCUAAAUGAGGGUAAUGCAAGUUCAACUUGAAGUAUAUUAUGUGUUUUGUAGCUUGGUUCUUUUUUUUUUUGGUGGUUGUUUUCUGUUAUACUGAAGAUACAUAAGAAUGUAAAUAAAAACUCUGAAAAAUUUCACAUUCAAAAAUUAUUUUUUUACUUUGAAAUAUGCUGAAAAUAAUGUCAGGCACUGUGAUCAAUAGGUUGAGAAAUGAUGAACACUUGGCAUCAAGUAGCAUUCCUUGGUGGCUGUGGUGGUUGUUAUUAGUUCAAAAUAGUCAUGUCUCAUACUGAGGUAGAGCUGAUAACACAGUAUCCAGUUGUUUAUACACUGGGAAUUAAAGGAGGAAAGGCGGAAAAACUUUUGCAGAAUGUGUGUUUCUAUUUAAUUUCAUAUGCUCAUUCCCACUACCUGUUUAGUUAAGUUGUGAGUUAGUCUAAUGCACAUUAAAGAUAAACAUAUGCACGUGCUCACAGACACAUUUAUUGUGGUUCAAAAAUGUAUCCUCUUGUUGGACACAGCAUUCAUUUGAAUGAUUAAUUUUUUUCAAAAUAAAGUCUGCCCCUUUCUCAUCCUUAAGGAGCAUAAUUACAAAGGAGUGCAUCAGUUGAAAAACAUAUUCACAGAAGACCAUCAAUCUCUAUCUGUUUGCUUUUUCCUAUGGAGAGUAAAACCAGAGGAUAAUGUCUGGAGAAUGUUUGGCUCUACAGAGGAUUACAGAUUCAAUUUACAUUUUUAAUAAGAUUCUUUGCAAUGUUUCUUCACUGGAAAUCACAAUGAGAGAAUUACUAGUUCAGUUUAUUUGGCAUGGGGGAUGGAUAUAUGUAAACUAGGAUCAUAUUGCUUUAUUUAUGCUACUCUUUAUAUUGUGUGUGAAAUUUAACUAUAUCACUUUCCAAGGUGGAUUUGUUACCAUGGGACUAAAUGAUGUGAAGAAGUGUGAACUAGAUAAAAAAGACUAAAACUAGGAAAUUGAGAAUACUGAAUCAAAUCUAGUGCAUCUGCCACAGUCUGAAAUUUCAGCUUUUUGUAACAUCUGAGUUGACGACUCCUAAUUAUAUUUUUGAAGGCUUAUUUUUGUAGCCAUUGACUUUGUUCAGAAAUGUUAACUUCUGCUAAGUAUAGUUUGGUAGUGACAUUUAUGAUGAGACUGGCUUUGAUGGUGAAACAUAUUUUAAGCAGGUGAGAGAUAGCUAUUGUAAGGCAAAAAAUAUUUAAGCUUUAUGUAUUUAUUGUAGAAAAGAGAUCAAUAAAUUAAAACAUAGAAUCAUGGCUUAAAAGUACAUAAACAGCUGACACUUUCUCCUUUUGAAAGUAUGUUCAUGUACUGAAAGGAACCUUAUAGACCACAGAUGUAUAUUUUCAACAACAAAUUCUCCUUUUUUCUUCUGUACUUUAUUUUUGCUAAAAUGAUCAUGCAUGCUGUGCUCUUCAUAUGCUUUUACCUAAAACAGAGCACAUGACAGUUUCUCUUUUACAGCCUGGUGCUAUAGAUGUGGUUUAGUCCUUCAAAUCCUCAGUAAGAAACAUGGUGGACUUCUGGCAGUUUUGUUUGUUUCAUACCUCUGAAGUUCUCUGAUGGGAAUGCUGCUGCCAUCUAUUCUUAGACAAAUCUAGAACAGACUGGGACAAUCCAAUUUGUUCUGACCUGUUGCUGUCAUUUGCCAGUAGAGCUGCAUGCAGCCCUUGUGGUUUCUUCCUGCUCUUAAGAUUUGCAGAAUAGAGCUGCAGAAUAAACGUAUAUUCUACAAUGUACAUUAAAGAACGAAUGACAAGAGACAUGGCAAAGCUUUGUCCUUUAUCAGUUACUUGAAAUGAUUUCUCCACUUCAGUUAUUCAUCUUUGCCACCUAUUUGGAGCCCCUUUUGAGUUUUAAGAUGUUAGAAAGAAUCUUGACUCUGAACACUCUAUGUUCCUGAGAGCAAACAAAGCUUGGAAUAACCAAAGGUAUCCAGCAGGUGCAUGCAUGACUAAUGCUGACAACACACACCACAUUUAAAUACAAGUGUUCUGAUUUUUGUUGUCCUGAAGGGAAAUAGUUCUGGAGCUGAGCUGUCCAAAACUGCAUAGUCAUCCAUUAGACAUUUAUGUGUUUCUUCGGUCAUUUUUCAAAUUCUUUCAUUCUUGAAAUUUCAAGUAAUAAAAUUGCAACAAAAUGUUUUCUUGCAAGUGUGGUAUAUACAUCCAAGUAUUGUUUGUGCCUGUUUCAGUUUUUGACCUUGCUUCCCGAAGUCUGGAUUUUCCUGGAGGUAAUAUUCACCCAGUGAACCUAUGCAGACCUUUGAAAUAUUUUGUUUAGCUGGAUAAUGCUGAGGAGGGAGUGAUAGUUCUUCAGUCAGUUCUUCCGAGUUCAAUUAAUCAAUUUAUAUGUGUCUAUAUUAAUUAAUAAUAGCUGAGAAUUUGUUUCUAAUACUUCCUGGUCUUACAGGUUAAUGUUAGGCAUUCCAACUCAAAGAAUUUAUGGCAGAAAUUUUGGAAACUUCAAAGAAAAUCAGGUGUCCAUCUUUUUGGCUAAGUCAUUGGAAUUCCAUUGCAUCUUCUUGAAUAGCCCAUCUAAAUGAGAAAAGGAGCAUCUCUAAUCAUUUUAGAUUUUCAGUAGUGAGAUGUGGUUCCUCUGCCUGCCUUCCACCUCAAGAGGAGUUUUCAGGUGAAAGAUUGUAUUAAUGAGAAAUUGAAUGCUUUUAAUUCAAUGGAAUUGAAUUAAAUUGGAAGUUUUCAGGGAAGAGUAGACAUCCUUUGCUGCUUAUAGUAGAACUAGUGAAAAUUAAUUUCGUAGGAAGUCCUCUGAAUCCAUUGUCUGCAUCAUUAUAUGAAUGUCUUGUUGAUACGUGUAAACAUUUGAAGAAAACCAUCUCUGAAAGAAUUAUGAUGUUCUAUGAACUUUUGUGGGGUUUUGGUACUUGCUAGGGACUACCAAGAUAAACUAGAAUUUUACUAAGUUGGGCACUGCAUAAACACAAUGAAAUAUUGAUUAUUGUAGGUAUCUGUUUGUGGAAAAAAAGCUUGUCUGUUAUUUUCUCUCUGUCAUUGUAUAGUUAGUGCUCUCCAAAUGAUGUUAGAGAAUGUUACUA
This is a messenger RNA of Cuculus canorus (common cuckoo), 5529 nucleotides long. It is a transcript of the gene ERMARD, whose product is annotated as ER membrane associated RNA degradation. The transcript is spliced from 18 exons. The record is from RefSeq and is a predicted model, not a curated record. Bases 236 to 2236 code for a protein of 666 amino acids. Lineage: Eukaryota; Metazoa; Chordata; Aves; Cuculiformes; Cuculidae.